AUGGCUACCUUAGUCUACCACGCGGUAAUCUUCCUACUUUUGAUCAUGUUUACGCUCGCUCAAGUUCGCAUUCCUAUCACAAGAAAGCUUCAUGCUCCACAUCCUGCUCUCAAUCGCGGUCUCUCUACCCGCGACUCCGUUUCUGCAUCUCUUGUCAACGACUUGACACAAGCAAGUUAUGUGAUCUCAGUCAAAGUGGGAACUCCGCCUCAGCAUAUUGAGUUGACUAUCGAUACAGGAAGCAGCGACACUUGGAUAGUUGCCAAUACUACUGCUUCAUGUACUGGUGUUCGAUUACCAGAGAAGAAUGGAUCUGCUCCAGUCCUGUGCGAGACACCAUACAACCAAAACGCUUCUGCGACUGUCGAAUUGAACAUCACUACCGAUAGAUUUAAUAUUGAGUAUCUGGAUGGAGGUAUAGCUAAAGGACCUUAUAUAGCUAAAGGACCUUAUAUAGCUAAAGGACCUUAUAUAGCUAAAGGACCUUAUAUAGCCGACACUUUUGUUCUCGGUAAUGCCACCAUUAAGUCUCUCCAGAUGGGUCUCGCCAACGACACAAAUUUCCAACUUGGAAUACUGGGACUUGGUUAUCCUAUCAACGAGGCCUCUGAUACCAUAUAUCCAAGUAUCAUUGACGAGCUAGUCUCCCAAAAUCUCGUCAGUACCAGAGCUUAUAGUCUCUAUUUAGAUUCGCAAGACUCAGCUACUGGAUCCCUUCUUUUUGGUGCAGUCGAUACCACCAAAUUUGUCGGUGAACUCGUGAACUUAGAUAUAGUACCGCAACCGUUCUGGAAUGGCUCGGUUCUCUACUCAUCAUUGCCAAUUGAGCUUGCUGCAGUGGGCAUCACAGAUCAAGAAGGCAAUUCUGCAAACGUGACAACUUCUCCUCAAGUUUUACUUCUGGACUCUGGAACCACGCUUACCAUAUUACCAACUGAGGUUACAAAGGUCAUAUUCAGGAGAUUCAACGCUUACGAUGACACAGACUCCACUGGAAAUGUCUACCUCCCUUGUUCAGUUCUCAAUAUUUCAUCCUCUUUAACAAUCGACUAUCUAUUCUCCUCAUCUUCUGCUUCUGCUAUGAUUAGGGUUCCCAUAUCAAAACUUGUAUUUCCACUUACAAAUCCGACUUACGCAUUGUAUCCCGAGGAUACUCUCCCAGAUUUGCCAUUUACCGGCGAAGCAUGUGCGUUUGGCAUACAAGCGACUUAUGCGGACUAUCAUUUGCUUGGGGAUACCUUUUUGAGAAGUGCAUAUGUGGUUUAUGAUUUGGAUAACAAUCAGAUUGGACUCGCGCAGGCCAACUUCAAGGAAAAUGAUGCGGCAAGCGAUGGAGAUAGAAACGAGUAUAUCGUGGAGUUGAAAGCGGGAAAAGCAAUCCCGGCUUUAACUGGCGUUAGUGUAACGAGCUCGGCGGAACCUAACCCUAUGAGUACCGCUAGCAAGACUUCGAGUUCUCCUUCUGACGCGGCAAAAGCUGCAGCGACUGGCAAGUCUAGUAACGCUGUAUCGAUGUUAAGGAAUGUGGAUUUCAGAGUUCUCAGUAUCUUCGUGCUGGGAGGAUUAAUUUUGAAUGGAGCGAUCAUCGCAUGA
This is a messenger RNA of Botrytis byssoidea, 1593 nucleotides long. RefSeq lists its product as uncharacterized. Gene Ontology annotation, molecular function: aspartic-type endopeptidase activity. The record is from RefSeq and is a predicted model, not a curated record. Bases 1 to 1593 code for a protein of 530 amino acids. The transcript is spliced from 2 exons. Gene Ontology annotation, biological process: proteolysis. Lineage: Eukaryota; Fungi; Ascomycota; Leotiomycetes; Helotiales; Sclerotiniaceae.